CUGAUGUGUCACGUGGUAUGAGUGACACGUUCGGCAUUCCGGGACUGCGUCACUCUGACAUAUAAAAAGCAACACUCUUGGUCGCCCUCCACACAUCCUCUCAGCAUCAAGCAUCACGACUGCAAAGAUGGCAUUUGCUCUUCGCUCUUUGCUUCUCCUGUGCGGGAUCAGUGGACUGUUGACUGGAGUUUGGAGUGAUGAGACCGUGACAGUUCCUUGCUGUCCAGAUGGCUGGGUUCGGUUGCAGGACCGCUGCUUCAUCUACAUCAAUAACCCACUUUCUUUUUCAGCUGCAGAGGCGGCUUGCCAAAAUGCUGGUGGGAAUCUGGCCUCCAUCCGAGAUUCAGUGGAAAAUGCCCUGUGCUACCAACUGGUUCUGGAUGCUAACAAUAACGCGAUCGUAGAUACCUGGAUUGGACUCAAUGAUGGUGUUGAGGAGGGAAGAUUUGUUCGGAAUGAUGGCUCAGUAUCCAAGUUCCUUAACUUCAGAGGGCCAAUACAGCCAGAUAACUUCAUGGGCAAUGAAGACUGUGCUGAGAUUGACACUGAAGGCCAAUGGAAUGAUGAAACCUGCUCAGAUACACAGGAUUAUCUUUGCUCCAUAAACCUGUGGUAAAGAAUCAGCACUCCAAGUGGAACCCCGUGGAAUAUCUUUUCCUCCAUCUUGAUGCCUCCUUAUGUCAAGAUCAAUUUUAAAUGGUGUUCUUGUUUAACUGGAUCAACGACAACAUAUUUUCUUCUUCCUCUUCUUCCUCUUGUUCUCAAACUAUUUUGGUUUCUCGCCAAUAAAUGAAGGAAUCUGUAUGUGCA
Hippocampus comes (tiger tail seahorse) is the source of this 810-nucleotide messenger RNA. Its product is annotated as galactose-specific lectin nattectin-like. NCBI's taxonomy places the organism in Eukaryota, Metazoa, Chordata, Actinopteri, Syngnathiformes, Syngnathidae. The record is from RefSeq and is a predicted model, not a curated record. Bases 128 to 616 code for a protein of 162 amino acids. The transcript is spliced from 7 exons.